GAUUCCUCACCUAUGGAAGGAUGGUCAUACAAGAAGAAUUGUGGGGAAUUGAAGGAGGACACGGAUGCGGGUAAUCGACAUGAGAGUCAAUACAGCCCUUGGCUAAGUGCCAUUACCAGAAAAUCUGUGUUAAUCGAAAGACUUCACCAAAAUGACGAGUCUUCGAUCAAACCACUACCGGACGUAGGAGAUAUGGAAGAUCCUAUACCGCAAGAUCUCAGCCUUAGUAUCUUCGUGUUGGGCACUAAAAGUAGUGAGUUUGGAUACACUAAUUGUGCAGCAUCUGAAAAUUGGGGUGGAAUGGAGAAUUCUGGGCACCUUCCUCUUCAAACCUCGAAUCCAGUGGUAACCAUACUUAUAGUGCAGAAGAUGAGCGCGAAUCAGGGGUUUCGAACACAAAGGAGCGGAAAAAAAAUUUGUACAGGCCUAGUGGCAACCUGGGCCAGGCCCAAUAUUAUAUGUUAA
Messenger RNA from Ilex paraguariensis (yerba mate), 465 nucleotides. The record is from the annotation of a GenBank genome assembly. NCBI's taxonomy places the organism in Eukaryota, Viridiplantae, Streptophyta, Magnoliopsida, Aquifoliales, Aquifoliaceae.